Messenger RNA from Callithrix jacchus (white-tufted-ear marmoset), 1954 nucleotides. It is a transcript of the gene FCN1, whose product is annotated as ficolin (collagen/fibrinogen domain containing) 1. Lineage: Eukaryota; Metazoa; Chordata; Mammalia; Primates; Cebidae. The record is from RefSeq and is a predicted model, not a curated record.
UUCUACUAGUGGGAGCACUCGGUCUCCCUGGAGCCCCUGGAAAGGCAGGACCAGUGGGGCCCAAAGGAGACGGAGGAGAGAAGGGGAAGCGUGGAGAGAACGGAGACACUGGGCAGGCUCAGUGGUGUGUGACAGGCCCAUGCACCUGCAAGGACCUGCGGGACAGGGGGCACUUCCUGAGCAACUGGCACAUCGUCUACCUGCCCGACUGCCAGCCCCUGACUGUUCUGCGUGACAUGGACACAGACGGAGGGGGCUGGACCGUGCCUCAAAUGCCUGCAAGAGAGACCACAAGGAUAGCUUCUCCCACCGCUGUGAUAGUGGCUCACCCACCCUUGGAAGGAGAAGGGAGCAGCAAGCUCCAUGUCUUCCUGGUGGACUUCCAGGCCACCUCCAGUUUGCUAAGCACAGCUCAUUCAAGGUGGCCGGGAGGUGAAAAGUACAAGCUUGUCCUGGGAGUCUCUGUCGGGGGCAGCGCAGGUGAGCGUCUGCUUGGGGCCGGGUGGCCUGAGUGGGAGUUGGUAAGCAGAGAGAACCUGGCUCUGUCUCCCCCAGUGACCUUGGGUCCUCCCCUCCCACAAUCAAGUUUCUCCAUCUGUGGAGUAUACACUAGCAUCUGUGUCUCUGGGCAGCGUGGGGCUCUGGCCUUUGGAAAGCAAUGUCUGCUGCACAGUGAGCUGUCUGGGCAGGGCUGAAGUGACCCCCCAGCAUCACUUCGAAAACCUGGAAGAUGAUGUCCUUUUCUCAUGGGCGCCUUAGAGCUGUUUCCCAAACUGCCUUCCAUGGAACACUGGCCUUGUGGGACAUUCUUUACCAAAAGGAGUCUCCGGUUGUGUGAUCCGGGGAGGCGUUUCCCACAGGGCAUCUGCCUAGGGAAGUCCCAGUGUACGUUCUUUCAUGAACGGGGCUGAGAAUUUACGCAGCAGGAAGCCCGUGUAACUGACUAACUGCUGCAUGGAGCAAGGCCGUCCCGGGGGGAUCCUUGGAAAUGGCAGCGUUGGGGAGUCUGGACAGUCCUUUCACAGGCAGAAUCUCAUGCAUGACCUUCAAGGAAGGGGGCAGGGCAGGGAAUGUUAUCCCCAUUUUGCAGGUGGUAAAACCGAGGCUCAGGGGGUGACAUUUCUUAGCUGUAGGAGCCAGGGAUGAGCUUUAGGCUCAGGGCUUGAGACAGGAGGGGCCCCCAGGUGAUGAGGGCUGUGCUGCACCUGCCAAGGGCCACCAGGGCCCCAGGGGACGUGGGGAGAGACGGAAGAAGUGGUGCAGGCUGAGGACGAAGGCCAUUGCAAGAGAGAGAAGCUGGAGGACAUGGGUGGUUGUCUCAGGCUGGGGACAGGAAUUUCCGGACCAGGUUGCCAGAGGUUUCUUCCUGCUUCUCCUUCCUCCACAGCCUGGGUGGGUGGUCCGCACACCUGGACCUCAGCUGGUGCAUCUCUAAAGUAAGGCUGGCUCUGCUCAGAGGCAGGACUUGGUGAGGGUCUCACGAUCCAGGGCUCUUCCUAACAUCUGCAAAACCCACAUUUUCUGUGAGCAGGUGAUUCUCUAUCAGGCCACAACAACCAGUUCUUCUCCACCAAAGACCAAGACAAUGAUUUGGAUCCUUCAAGUUGUGCUGUGCUGUUCCAGGGAGGCUGGUGGUUCAGCAAUUGCCGUGCUUCAAACCCGAACGGUCGGGGGACCCCAGGGCAUCAACUGGAAAGCGGGGAAGGGCUGCAACUACAGCUAUGAGGUGCAGAGAUGAAGGUGCAUCCCGCCAAGCCCACAAGUGCUGCAGUGUGGCAGUCACCCUGUUUCCCCAGCCCUUCUCACUCCCAUGAUGCCCACAGCUGCCCCUUUGCCCCUAGCCUGGUCAACCUGUCCCACAUGCCCACGACCUCACCAGAGGGAAAAUUAUGUUUCUAAGUAUGUUUGCUUUGGGACAGACAAGUUUUUCCACUUUAAAUGUGUGUUUCCUGAA